Oreochromis aureus is the source of this 987-nucleotide messenger RNA. RefSeq names its product hydroxycarboxylic acid receptor 2-like. The transcript has 4 exons. NCBI's taxonomy places the organism in Eukaryota, Metazoa, Chordata, Actinopteri, Cichliformes, Cichlidae. Gene Ontology annotation, cellular component: membrane. Gene Ontology annotation, biological process: G protein-coupled receptor signaling pathway. The coding region runs from base 1 to 987 and encodes 328 amino acids. Gene Ontology annotation, molecular function: G protein-coupled receptor activity. The record is from RefSeq and is a predicted model, not a curated record.
AUGGUGGGAGAAUUUACACUGGGUCUGCCUCUCAACCUGUCCGUUCUCUACAUCUUCAUCUUCAGAUACAAGUUCUGGAAGAACAAAGCGAUCUUCUUGUUCAAUAUUGUGGUUGCUGAUUUCUUGCUGGUGGGCUGCCUUCCUUUCAAGAUCCAUCAUUACCAGCACAACUUGAGGCGCAGUGAGGAUACUGUGCUUUGUAAGAUAAUGCUUUUCAUGCUGUUUCUCAAUCGAGGAGCCAGCAUCGGCUUCCUCAUCACAAUGUCCCUCGAUCGCUACUUCAAUGUGGUCCAUCUUGGAAGGAGAAAUUUUGUCAAGGUGUUUAAGAAAUCUCCUCAGAUAUCUGUCAUCAUCUGGAUCCUCUUGCUUCCCCUCACUAUUCCCACUAUGGUCACAACCUUUGAGUGCUGCAACAGCCACGGCCGUGUAAAGGAGACAUACUUACAUGACGUGACGGACACCUUUAGAGAGAUCGUUUUCUUCUCCCAAAUCAUCAUCCCCUACAUCAUCCUCGUCUACUGCACGGUCCGCAUUGUCAACCGGCUGAGGAAGAAGACGGUUGGGGAGAAGACUAAGCUGAGGAGGGCUGUGUGCUUGGUCACGUCUGUUGUGGUGGUCUUCUCCUUCUGCUUCCUUCCCUGCACUAUAGCCAGAGCAGCACUGCUGUUUGUGCGGCUGAAGAACUGGCAGGAUGCAGAAAACAUAGCCGUCCAGUGGUACGACGCCCUCAUGGUUUUGUCUUACAGCGACUGCCUGCUGGACCCGUUGAUUUACUGUUUCUCUAACUCAGGGUUUAAAGAUGUUUACAUAUCUACCUUUUGCCCCGCAUUUAUUCAGAAAAGACUGACAAAUUCUGACUCUGGCACCACAAACACGCCAACAUAUACAACUCACCUGGCGGAGCAGCACGCAUCAGGUCUAAUCAGCAGCAGCGCAGAGCAGGUAGUGCAGGAGGAGGAAGAGAAGAGCAACAGCCACACCUACUAG